Messenger RNA from Fraxinus pennsylvanica, 759 nucleotides. The record is from the annotation of a GenBank genome assembly. NCBI's taxonomy places the organism in Eukaryota, Viridiplantae, Streptophyta, Magnoliopsida, Lamiales, Oleaceae.
AUGAAUUGGAUAAGAGACCUCACCCGGCAAUCAGCCCGUAAUAUGGCGGUAACGACGACCACCGUCUCCCUCCCGGCGCAUGUUAGCUUCUGUUCGGUUUUUCCUUCUUCACGAGUCUCAUUCUUCAAUUUAAAGCAGCGGCGGAGCGUGAGAUGCGCAUUGUUCCCACCUGAAGCUCGGCAGAGCAGACGAUUCGUCUCAUUGUCGUUAGUUUUUCUCAAUUUUCUCUCUCUACCGAGAGAUGCUAUGGGUGGGAGCGUUUUGGACAAGUAUCUGAAAAAGAAAAAGCUGGAUCCAUUAGAGGCUUACAUACCUGCUGUUAUAUUGACUGAGUUGCAAAUUAAAGAUUUAGGGAAAUUUCUAGAAGUUGAUCAACCUAAAUUUGCUGAUUGCCGGAAUCUUUUACGAUCUGGACCUGCAGCGUCUCUCCGUGUUAAUAUUCGAGCUGUAGCACAAUAUGCUUCUGAUGCUGGGAAUGGCAUAUCUGCAUUCACUAACGUCGAUGGAUGUUUAAGAGCUUUGGAAGAACUCGAUUCCCUACUUCUGCGUGCUUCAAGGAAUGAUUCAGGAGCUUCAAUUAAAUCAAUGGAAAUGAAAAUUGGUACUGCACUUGAUGAAUUGGACAGUCUUCUUAAAACAGUUCCAACCGACGUGCUGGAGAAAGGAAAGGCCAUGGCCGAUGCAUAUAGGACUUCAGAAGAAGACAGGGAACUCGAAAACCUGGACCCGGAGUUGAAGAAAUUGGAAUCCAUACUCUGA